UUUGCUGAGGUAGGUGGCCAAGAACUGGAGCCGCCAGCAUUCCUGCCAGAGCUGCUUAACACACCUGAAAGAAUCUUGAACAAUGCCACACUCUUCAACGGAGUCUUUCAAAAUGUGGAAAGUGUUGCAUUAUUUUUUGACUGCCUGGGUUCUCACUUCACCUGGAUACAGUCCAUCUUCACUAACUUCCCUGCCCUUCUCAACUUUGUGAACAAAAUGAAGUGUGUCACUGGGUUUUGUCCCAGGGAUUUUGAAGACUAUGGUUGCUCUUGCCGGUUUGAGAUGGAAGGGCUCCCCGUGGAUGAAGCUGAUGAAUGCUGCUUUCAGCACCGCAAAUGCUACGAGGAAGCACUGGAGAUGGAGUGCACGUGGGACCCAUCAAAGAUUUCUGCAGAUGUCAGCUGCUCUACUAAAAACCUGACCUGUGACUCUGUGGAUCCCUGUGAACUGUUCCUCUGCACCUGUGACAAAGAUGCCAUUGAAUGCUUUGUGAAUGCACAGAUUAACUCCUCCUUGAAUGGGCUGGAUGUCUCCUCCUGCCCAUCUCCAGUUACAGAAACAACCAGCAAGAGAGAGCUGACAACACGCCACAUGGAGGAGUUGGUUCAUCAAGGGACUGAUGAAACACAGGCUGCGACUGCAUCUGUGGAAGAAGUGGUUUCUUUUAAGCCCCAUGACAGAGUCUUGGCAACUUCCAAAGGCAGAGUUACUUCAAGGGACCAGAGAGGCACAGCUCCUGCUCCCCCCAUCCUCCCAAUAAAAGAAGUUGGAUUUAUGGAACCUUUGGGCUCAGUAGAAGAGAUAACCACCUCCCCAGCCUCAUUCCCAGGAGAUAGCAAGUCAAUGCAAGUCAAAAUUGUUCCCACCAACAAGAGUCCUGCAGGCACACCUGCAAGGACAAAAGGAAAAGAGACAGGCCCUGUAAGGGGUGGCCUGAGCACAGCCUCCUCUGGAAUAGCUCUGGACCUGGGACUGUCUGAGAGAGGACCUGCAGGAAAAGUGUGCCAGCGCCUGACCUUUCUGCAAGAGAGAGGACGUGGGAGAGCGCAGAGGGAGCUGCCCCAGCUUGGAGAAAUGCUGUUCUGUUUAACUGAACGAUGCCCAGAGGAAUUUGAGUCUUAUGGCUGCUACUGUGGCCAAGAGGGGAGAGGUGAUCCCAUCGAUGCACUGGACAGAUGCUGCUUCUCUCAUCACUGCUGUAUGGAGCAAGUUAAGAAACUUGGAUGUCAUGCAGAAAGGAAUUUGAGAUCUGAAGUUGUAUGUUUAGAUCACACUCCAAAAUGCAUUGGCUGGAGCACGUGUGAGAAGCUCCUCUGUGCCUGCGACAAGGCUGCGGCUGAGUGCAUGGCCUCUGCCUUCUUCAACGAGAGCCUGAAGCUUCCCCACGGGCAGCUGUGCCGAGAGGAGAAGCUCUCCUGCCCAGGUGGCCCUGCUGAAAGGCCUCCAGCAGGCACAGAAACAGGCACAGGGGGUUCCAGCUCUGAGGAGAGCAGUGAGGAGGAAGGAGCCCUGCGCAGCGGGUUCCGAAGAGCCAAGAGAGGGACGCAGCAGCACAUUGGGAACUCCAGAACUGUGGGACACGAGGGCAGAUAAGCACCCACCUCCAGGGGCUUGGCAGCUGCCAAACACUGAGUACCUGCUCCUUAUCCUCUGCACACUGCUUCACACUCUCCAGCACACAAAUGACGUAAUCAUAGACUAGGAUUAGGUGUUGGACUGUAUUAACUUCUUACUGUAGGGAAGGUCAGCACUAUGGACCAUCCAUCUUAAAUAACUAUUUGGCAGUGUUCUAUAUAAUUUCACUUGAUUUUUUAUGUAAAAACUCUUAUGAUCAGACUGACUUCUGUUAACUGUGCACUUGGUUCAGACUGGAUCUUGCUGAUGGUGGCCAAGUAUGCCAGGUUUUUAAUUAAACCAACUAAGCAACUACUCCAAAUUCUUCUGCAAACAUUCUUCCUUUACUGAGCUUAGCAGGAAACCCAGAAGCAAAGAUAAAGCAAUUACAUGAAAAUCAGGUCCUUUUUUCAUUCCUGUCUAUAGCUAUGUGUGACUUCCUUCUGAAGGCAACAGAAGGUCCAAAAUGCUGGACAGACCCUCCUCUUAGAGAAGUCUCUUCCCUCCCUGGGGCCCAACUUAAGGACAUGAGCAGGAAACUUCCCAGCCUGGUACAGCCCUUGGAUGUUACUUGUUAUUGCUCUUCCAUGUUGGGGGUGAUGAAGUCACAACGUGCAGUCCCAGGGAGAUCAAAAGAGACUUCAGUGCCUUGGAAUGGCUGAUCAGGAAAUGUGGAGCACAGGUCAU
This is a messenger RNA of Catharus ustulatus (Swainson's thrush), 2301 nucleotides long. RefSeq names its product otoconin 90 (gene OC90). Gene Ontology annotation, cellular component: extracellular matrix. The record is from RefSeq and is a predicted model, not a curated record. The annotation marks the transcript as partial. Gene Ontology annotation, molecular function: phospholipid binding; calcium ion binding. Gene Ontology annotation, biological process: lipid catabolic process; phospholipid metabolic process; arachidonate secretion. NCBI's taxonomy places the organism in Eukaryota, Metazoa, Chordata, Aves, Passeriformes, Turdidae. The transcript is spliced from 14 exons.